GGUUUUUCUCAGCGCGUGGAGCCGCGGAGCUGCCGUUCCCGGGAGCAGCGCCCCCCACCCGGCCUCAGCAUGGUGAAGCCGCGCUACAAGGGCCGCGCCAGCCUCAACCCGUCCCGCGCCAGCACCAACCCCGACCGGACGCAGGGUGCUGGCGGCACCAACAUGCGGGACCGGGCGACCAUCCGGCGCCUGAACAUGUACCGGCAGAAGGAGCGCAGGAACAAGCGUGGCAAAGUGAUUAAGCCUCUGCAGUACCAGUCCACGGUGGCACCAGGCACAGUAGCAAGAGUGGAGCCAAAUAUUAAAUGGUUUGGGAACACUCGUGUGAUCAAGCAGUCGUCCCUUCAGAAGUUCCAAGAGGAAAUGGAGACGGUUAUGAAGGACCCAUAUAGAGUGGUCAUGAAGCAGAGCAAACUGCCCAUGUCCCUUUUCCACGAUCGAAUUAGACCUCAUAAUUCCAAAGUUCACAUCCUUGACACAGAAACUUUUGAAACGACGUUUGGCCCCAAAUCGCAGAGGAAGAAACCAAACCUCUCUGCAGGUGAUGUGCAGUCUCUGCUGGAGACUGCCGAGGCCUCUGCUGGGACCUACAUCCAGGGCAAGGACCGAGACCUGGUGACAGAAGACACUGGAGUGAGGGAUGAAGCCCAAGAGGAGAUCUACAAGAAGGGCCAGUCCAAAAGAAUCUGGGGAGAGCUCUACAAGGUGAUCGAUUCAUCAGAUGUGGUUGUGCAAGUCCUCGAUGCCAGAGAUCCCUUGGGGACCCGCUCUCCGCAUGUAGAAUCUUACCUUAAAAAGGAGAAGCCUUGGAAACACCUCAUUUUUGUCUUGAACAAAUGUGACCUUGUCCCCACUUGGGCCACUAAACGCUGGGUUGCUGUCCUGUCCCAGGAUUAUCCAACGCUCGCCUUCCACGCCAGCCUCACAAACUCCUUUGGCAAAGGAGACUUCAUACAGCUCUUGAGACAGUUUGGAAAGUUGCACAUGGACAAGAAACAGAUCAGCGUGGGCUUCAUUGGCUAUCCAAACGUUGGCAAGAGCUCGGUGAUUAAUACGUUACGGUCUAAGAAGGUCUGCAACGUGGCCCCCAUUGCAGGUGAAACAAAGGUGUGGCAGUACAUCACCUUGAUGCGGCGGAUAUUUCUCAUCGACUGCCCCGGUGUGGUUUAUCCAUCGGGAGACACAGAAACUGACAUUGUGCUGAAGGGAGUGGUCCAAGUUGAAAAAAUCAAGAGCCCUGAAGACCAUAUUAGUGCAGUGCUUGAAAGAGCCAAGCCAGAAUACAUCCGCAAGACCUACAAGAUUGACUCCUGGAAGGACACUGAGGAUUUCCUUGAGAAGCUAGCCUUUAGGACUGGGAAGCUGUUAAAAGGUGGAGAGCCAGACAUGCCAACUGUGAGCAAGAUGGUCCUCAAUGACUGGCAGAGGGGCCGCAUACCUUUCUUUGUGAAACCACCCAAUGCAGAGCCGGGCCCGCAGCCCCCUAUGUCUUUGGAAGGAGCUGCAGCAGCAAGUCAAGUUGACGAGGGAGAGGAGAGCGCUGUGCCUGCAGCGCUGGAUGUGGAGUCGGCAGAGGGAGGGGAGAGCAGCACAAACACAAAGAUGAAGCAGGUCAUGUCGCAGGUCCGGCAAAACUUUGGGAAGAUCAAUGUGGCCCCGCAGUUCUCCAGAGAAGACCUGGUCCCUGUUGAUGUGUCGGACAUUGAUGAGACAGACUGUGAUUCUUCUGCAGAAGGGGAGGAGGAGAAGCCCCAAGACUUGGCUGAGGAGUCGAACUCCCCCCAAGAAAGUGCCGGGGGCAGCUCCAAGGCUGUUGUUAAGGCUUUAGAGGAGAAGAUUGCGAAAUACAAAAAAUUUCUGGACAAAGCCAAAGCCAAGCGGUUCUCAGCAAUAAGAAUCCCCAAAGGACUGAGUGAACAAGUAUUUGCAAAAUCUGAGCAGAAGUCUGAGGAAUCCAAAGAAGAAGUACGAGAUGGAGGGUGCACGAAAAAGGGGAAGAAAAGGAAAGUACAGGAGGAGGAGGAAGAGGACCUCUCCACCCGCCAGGCUAAAAAGCCCUGCAAGAAGCUAACAUCCAAAGAAAGGAGAAGAGCGGACAGACAGCAGCGCUCCAAAAAAGUUGGGGUCCGAUACUAUGAGACUCACAAUGUGAAAAAUAAGAACCGGAACAAGAAGAGGAGAAACUUGGAGGGACAGAGAGCAAAGCACAAGAAACCCAAACACAAGCAGUAACAGCUGGUGCCUUGAUUAAAUUUUACCCAAACCUGU
Messenger RNA from Gavialis gangeticus (Gharial), 2268 nucleotides. RefSeq names its product G protein nucleolar 2 (gene GNL2). NCBI's taxonomy places the organism in Eukaryota, Metazoa, Chordata, Crocodylia, Gavialidae. Gene Ontology annotation, cellular component: nucleolus. The transcript is spliced from 16 exons. The coding region runs from base 70 to 2232 and encodes 720 amino acids. Gene Ontology annotation, molecular function: GTP binding. The record is from RefSeq and is a predicted model, not a curated record.